CUCUUUCCCUACUCAGGAAGCGGAGGGAAAUUUGAAAUAUUUCGAUAUUAUAGUAUUAAAAGUAUGAAUUGUCAUUAUUUCAGUAGUUCACACUAUUGCAGUGAUCAUAAACAAGAAUAAUAUUUGAUUGAUAUUCAUGAUAUUUAAAAUGAAAUGCCACUAGUUUUCUUUGUUGUUGUUGUUAGCAUCCGCUAACGUUAACGAACAGCAUAGCUAGCCAACCCGGGCUUGUUGCUGUGGACGCCACAUUAGCAUAAAAAGCUACCUAGACAGAAGCUAAAUCAGCGUUGUGUUAUCAUUUUUGUUUUACAUGUUACUGUCCGAUCGAUGUGAAGUUGUGCAUUAUUUUCCCAAUUUCGUUUAGCUAGUCCCUACCAAUACCAUUAUGAAGCACCAACUCGAGCUGACAGUGAGAUGAUUGUCGAUGAAAUCCCCAUCGACCUUAAAGGGGGUUUACGUGAAUAAUAUUACUGAUUAAAUGGAACUGAAGCUGGAGGUUGUGUUGUCGUCCAGCAUCAAACGAAAGAAACCAUGGCCACGGUUCUGUUGGCUCGGAUUGGAGAAUGAGUCUGUUUUCCUACUGGAUGACAAGAGGAUCAGUGAGAUCAACAUGGUCUCUGGGCGGACCAAGAAGAAGACCCCCAAGCUGCACACUAUGCUCCCCAGGGUAGUAACAAUGGCUGCAUCCCAGAACGGUGUGUGGCUUGCAGGAUUGCUGGUCUCAGGAGAGAUGUUUCUAUGGAACAGGGACAAAGACUUGUUAAAAACGGCAUCAGCUGUUCCUACAGUAGCUCAGCUCAUCAGUGUGGCCCAAGGUUCUGGCGUGCGCCUUUCUUUAGGGGUUUCUGCGGAUGGGAUGCGGGCGUUGCUGCUGUCUGUGACUGGGCAGGUGUUCCUGUGGGAGUGUGUGGAUGUGCGGGACCUGGCAGGCCUGCGCGACGGCCCUGCCAGAGGGCGCUGGGCUCAGAUACAACAUCCUGACCACAUCUCUCUGCCGUCCCUAACGGACAAGGAGACGUCGCCACACAGCAUCUUCAUCAAGGGGGAGGCAGUGGGGGAUGUCUGCCUGUCUGCGUUUGUUUUCACCGUGGGCGUGGAGCUCUGUGUCACUUUCCUGAAGAUCCAAUGGGAGGAAGGCCAGAAGACCAGUGUCAGUCCUGUUGGGUACAGGGUACAUUGGGUCACCAAGACGUACGCCAUGUCCCGCCUCACCCCACCCUGUCGCCCGGUGAAGUCCAGAGGGGCGCUGGUGGGGGCAUUCUCCCCCGAGGGCCUGCUGUUAGCCGUAGUCCUGAACCAGAGAGACCCCAGGGCUACCCAGGUUCUGUUUGUGAGCACCCAGAACUUUGUGACUGUGUCCAGCGGACUGGGGGGGUGCGGCAACAGGAAUGCCAACGUCCCUGCCAGGUACAUGAGGUCCUACUGGGUGGGCGGUGUGAGCUGGGCUGCUGGAGGCCUCCACCUGGCCUGUGUGCUGAAGAGGGGCUCCUUCCUCAUGCUGGUUCGUCUGGGGGCGCUGCUCUCUCUGUCUACAUCGGGGUGUAACGUGGACUUUGGACCGGCCCACUUCCUGCCCCUGCAUCCAUUAGUCACCUAUAGACCUCCAGUCUCUGCGGGCGCGGCCGGGGUUGACCCCCUGUCCAGCUCCAGUCAGUCCGCGCGGGACACCCUGCGGCAGCGCUACUCUGUGACCUGGCACCCCCGGCUGCCCUACCUCAUCGUGUCCGACGGCUACGUGGCCACGGUGCUGCGGGUCCCGGAGCCGCCCGCCCCCGGCGCCCUCCUCGGGGCUCUGCUCCGCCACGCCUCCCGAGGCCUGGAGGAGGCCAGCAGGGCUCUGGAGAGAAUACAGCCCUGCGCCAGGGAGUGGCUGGAGUCCAUGUCCUGUCUGAAGCCUGGGAGCAGUCUGCAGGAGCUGAGAGCCAGGCUCACACCGGUCCCAACCCCGGCAGCUGCGUCCACCCUGCCUCUCUUCCUACAGGACCGGGGAGGCCUUGGAGACACCGGGGAGCUGGUCCAGAGAGUUCAGGCUCUGUUCGACGACGACUCGGAUCUCGAAGGACCGCCUCCUGGGUCGCAUGCGGAGGACGGGGGUCGGCUGUUGUUCGCCUCCAUGUUUGACACCCUGCAUGCCCUCUCCGACACCCCGGUUGACCCUGACACCUGUCCUCCUGACCCCAGUCCUCCACCUGACCCUAAUGCUACCUCUGUGGACUCCGAGAGGAGACCCCGAGCCUUCCCUCCUGAGCUCCGGGGGGUCCAAGGCAGCCUGCUGACAGCGUGGGCCCUCGGCGUGUCACUAGGUGGUGCCGUGGAGCAGAGAGAGGCCCUGCUGAGGUACGCAGUCUGCUGUGCUGUACGUUUCGCCGCUCUCCUCCGUAUGACCUCCGUCCCCAGCUCCCGCGCGGGGAGGAGAAAAAAGAAGACUGCUGUUCCCUUCUCCUCCCACCUCCUCCUUUUCCUCAGGACUCUUCUCUCGUUCCUCCCCUGGGAUAGCCCUCUCACGGGGGGAAGGAGCUGCUUGGGCGUGGUGGUGGAGCUCACCCAACAGCUAGUGGGCCUGCUCCUCUCCUCGCCCCCUGGUCAGACUGGCUCCGAGCCCUCCUCCCAGACCCUGUCAACAGCCCUGCUCCUUCUGCAGCUGACCUCCAAAAGUCUGGACCACACGUACGGCCUCCAGCAGAAAUCCUCCUUCACAGAUGUCUACUGUGUGCCUUUCCUGCAAGAGGAGGAGGAGGAGGAGGAGGAGGAGGGAGGGGUUUCCGGACCAGGACAACGGGACACCUCCCAGAGGCCCUCCAGCAGGCUGCGGGGAGUGUGGCGUGAGGUGUACAGACACGCCCUACAGCGCUGGGAGGAGCUGAAGUACCGCCGGAGAGCUCCGGGCCGGGAGGAAGAGCGUGGCCGCGUGUCUGUCGUCCUGUCCCAGAUCCAGGCAGCGCUGCAGCGGGUGGGAGACAGGCUGGGGGAUGGGCCCGUUCUGCGGAGCUACACGGGGGAAGAGCACUUCCUGCUUGGUUCCUACCCGGAGAGCGCCCAGGUUUGGAGGGCGGAGCUGUGGGCGGAGAGAGAGAGAGGCGGGCCUCGGAGUGCGUUCGCUGAGACGCGUCUUUGUCUGUCUCUGCUGUACGGCCUGCUGUUCAGGUACUGUCUGAAAGAAGCCCAGGCGCUUGGCGACCACAUGGCCCGUGUUUUACUCCACCGGGCCGGACCGCACAGGGACGACCCGCACCGCAGCACCGAUGAGGCUGAACCUGUCUCCUGGCUGCCCGCCGAUAUCCACCCUGAGGCUGCCUGUGCCGUAGUCCAGACCCUGGGCCGCUUCAUGGCCUCCUAUUUCACCAACCAGCCCCUUCUCAUCCUGCCCCCCCACAGUGUGGACGUACUGCCCCCCAUACACCUGCCUCAUUCCCCGGGCGUUGGACGUCUGGUACCCCUGUGCCAGGAGGGGGUGUCGGGGGCGGUACGGGCCCAGCAGCUGUCAGGGGUGUGGACGGUGGGCUAUGCCCAGGACCUGCUGCUUCAGGGGGGGCUGCUUCCUGAGGCCACCUGGCUGGCCCAUCGUCUGGGGGACUGGAAGACGGCGGCCUCCCUGGGCCUGGCCUACAAAACCUACUGCACCGAGCACUAUGACUUCACCGGGCUCAGGUGGAGAGAACUACAGUUACCAGCGGCCCUUGAGCCUGGGAGCAUCUUUCAGAGUCAGCUGGAACGUCUACUGGGCAGGAAGCCUGGGGCUGAAGAAGACAAGGAGAGCUACAAGAGCUUCACAGACUCUCUGGAGGGGGAGGACACGGAGUUGUUGCAGGGUUCGGUGCAGGAGAUCCUGAAGGCAUCUGUCAUGGCCGGGGUUGAUGUGUUGUCUCAGCCCCUGGGAGCUCUGCUGGACUCGGCCAAAGACCUGGCCUCCGGUCUCCCCGCCCUGGUGCCCCUGGGGCUGUAUCUGCCCGCCCCCCCGCUCUACUGUCCCCAGCCUGCAGCCAACACGCAGGACCUGUCUGGGGCGUUGGGGCAACAGUUGGAGGAGGCGUCCCGUCACAGGGUGUCAGGGCUCCUCCAGGGGGCGCUGCUCCUCCUGAGGUCUGCCCGCUGCUCCCGCCCCGCUGCCCAGUGGUACCUCAGCCGUCUGCGACGCUCCCGACGCCUCCAACAAAAGAUCCAUCAGAAGUACUUCCGGCGGCAGCGGGAGGCUGACUCCUUUCCGGGGGGCCUGUUGAAGUUUGUGAACCGCCGUGGAUUCUUCGGGCUGGGACCCAGUGGAGAUGGAAACCUGGACUCUGUCACCAUUCAAACUAUCAUCUGCUUCAGAGAGCUGUGUGGCCUCUGCUGGAUGCUCCAUGUCAGGGACAAGCUCUCGAUGUCUUGCCGGACGUAUCAGGCCGCAAGGAACUGUGGGAAAAAUGCCCAGGUCCCUGCAGGUGACGGGGAGGUGACAGCUGCGGGCCAGGAGGUUCUUCGCUGGACCUGUCGUUACCUACCCUUCUCCCGCUUCCUGAACGCUGAGGAGAUACUCCAGGACAUCAUCCUCAGCCUGGUGUCUGAGUUGCCCCCCGGACCCCUGGUGGCAGAGUCUCUGGUGAGGGUCUUCCCCGAGGGGGAGGAGUCAGUCAGGGUUCCUCUGAGGGAGAAGUACAACUCAUUGCUGCAGAGACUGAGGUCAUGUCCUGUCCCAGCGUCGAGACAUGACAGCCAGAAGAGCAGGGAGAAGGAGGAGGGGGAGGAGACGUUGGCGAUUUUGAUGCAGGAGCGACUCGGCCGGAGGAGGAAGAACCUGAAGCGUCUGGCCAGGCACCUGGCUCCCACGGAGCUCUAUCUGUGGGAGUGGGAGGAGGAGGAGGAGAGGGGGGGAGCAGACCAGGGGGCUGCGGCCACGCUUGGGAGGUUCUCCCUGGGUACCAGCCUGAGCAACAGCACCGUGACCGACUGCGGGAGCCCCCCACUGUGUAGCGAGGGAGACACGGCGGAGAACACCACGGACAACUCCGAGGCUCUCUCCUCUGACCUCCUCAGCAGGCCUCGUCACAGCGGCAGCAAGACAGCGAAGUUGCCAGACGUAGCCGACAAGCCCGGAAAGAGAGAAGUCCCAACGGAUCAGAGGGCCCGGGAGGGGGGCCGGAACCGUGCCGGCCCUGCCCAUGACCCCGCUGCGGGGGACGGCCCCUGCCCGGCUCUGCCCGUGGUGGGAACCUGGGAGUUCGAGCUGGAGGAUGAGGAGUACCUGAGUUUCCUGGAGCUCUUCUUUAGCUUCGUGUUGGAGAAGGACGGCCCGGACCCGGACUGUGACCCUCCCCUGCUCAGGUCCUUCUGUGGCCAGCUGAGAGAGAAGGAGCUUCACUCCCUCACGUUCGAUGUUCUCACCACCCUGCGCCGCCGCCAGAGAGACGGACGUCACGUGACCCGGAGGCCAGGGGGGGUUGAUUCCCCCGUGUUCCGAGCCGGGAGGUGCUUCAAGCCAGACCUUGUUUCCACGCUGGAACCGCCCGCUACGUUCCUCCGCGGUGAGCUUCCCACGUCCAGACCCAGCGGGUCUGCCAGCGCCCUGUCUCUCCCUGGGCUCGGCCCUGCCAAGCAGCAGGGCUUGUUCGGCGUCAGAAUAAGGGCGGGCCUGACUCCAGGAGCCACACCUCAAAGAGGCCAGCUUGGCUCUGAGUGUAGUCCCAGUCAGAGCACGGUCCCCUGGGAGCAGCCAUCCGAGCGCUGGGCCUUCGGGUCCCCGGCUUCCGCGGAGGAUGUGGAGCUUCAGUGUGAGCUGGAUCCCCAACUGGAGGCCCGGUUUCCUGGUCUGGCCCGGCUGCUGGAGUGGAUGGUGCGCUGGGCUGAUAAGAGGGUGCUCCUGGGACACAGGGGCCAGGGGAAGGAGAGGGGGGCAGGCAGGGGAGGGGUGGACAGAGGGAGGGGUGGGCCGGUGAUCCGGGUCAAGGUGUCGGCUCCUGCAGUGCUCACAGCCCUCAGCAUGUUGGAGAGCAGGUACACCACUGCCCUGCUGGGGAAGGACUGCUACAGCAGACACCUACAGGUUCGGGACAGGCAGUGGACUGUGGCUCCGGUGCUGCAGCCUGAGAUGGGCUGGAAGAUGGAGAGAGAGAGUAGUGUGGAUACUGGUUAUCCUGGGUCAGCUGACACACCUGUUACUGUGCCAGAACCAGACCCACAGCACUGCCAGCUGUCUGAUGAGUCAGAGACUGAGGGCCUGGAGCCAGAGACAUCCCUGGAGACCUCACGUGACCAUGAAGGAUUUACCUUUAACCCUGGGAGCGGUGUGACAGACUUCCCAGACAAGCUAGACCUUUCUCCUGAAAAUGAAGGAGAUGACAGCAAUUGUGAUGAGGUCUCAAGGUCGUCAGACUCUUUGGCGGUCCCCAACAUCUGCGUCCACAUCAACUGCCCCCGUCAGACCCCGAGCCCCCGCCAGACAGCGAGCCCCCGUCAGACCCCGAGCCCCCGCCAGACAGCGAGCCCCCGCCAGACAGCGAGCCCCCGCCAGACACCGAGCCCCCGUCAGACACCGAGCCCCCAACACCAGGCCUUAACACUAGAUGACCUGCAGUGCUCAGAGAGAGUAGAGGACAGUGUGAACUCACAUGACGGUCCAGGAUCCGCCAGCUCUCCCCAGGCCAGACCCCGGCCCAUCCCCAGGGCAGGACCUCAGGCUGGGGCUCAGACAGCAGCCUGUGACCCUAACGUAGCACCGGCCCAGAGCAACGUCAAUACUACCCCUCUUCCUGCCUCCGCUUCCGGCCACGCCUUGCCUGCCCAGACUGACCCGGUCAGACAGCUGCUGCAGGAUGAGCUGUUCAAACUUGUCCAGUUGCAGCAGGUCAAUUUCAUGAGUCUGAUGCAGGUGGUGGGGGCGUCGUUUGUCAACCUCUCACAGAGCAAUGCGCCCCCCCCUCACCCCAAUAUGAUUCCGUCCCAGAACGACACGUCCCUCUUCCCCCAGUCCCAGGCCGGCGUACCAGCUCCCCAGACCUCAGCUCGGGCGAGCCUGGCCUCGGAGCCCCAUCCCGGGCGAGACAGAACCGCGGACCAACCACAAAUUCAGGAAAUGCAGCCUUUAACCAUCCGUCAUGAGCCGUCCAGAGAUAUCCAGGGGGCACCCAGGAUGCUGAUCUCGUCCUCUCACGGCCUGCUGACCACUGUGGAGCCGACACAGACCGCCUUCAGUGUCCCUGUCAUACUGCCCCCUGGUGGUGGCCCGCCACACGCCGCUCCCUACAGCUCAGGACUGAAGCUGCUUCAGCUGCCCCCUCUGCUGUCCCAGGGCCGGCCCAGCGAUACGGGCCCCGUACGUGAAGCCUGGGCCCCCUUGCCUGAGAGGAGGCCCAGCACUACGCCGCCCCCCCACCUCAACCCCAGCCAGUACGACCCCGCUGCUCAGAGAAGGGAGAGAGAGUCCACCGCUCCGACGUCGUCCCUCAAUCUGGCACAGUACGCCCCCCAACACCCCCCCGACCGGGCCCCCAGGACCCGGGUGGAGGCUCCUAGAAGGGAUGAGCCGGUUCACCAUCCCCUGGCCCUCCCGGCACACAGACCUCCGCCUGUUCAUGGCCUCCCCCUCCUCCGCUUCCACCCCGACCCGCGUCCCCAAAUCCCCCACAUCCCCCUGCCCCUGUCCUCAAUACCACUGACCAUCUUCCCGGUAGCCGCUGGCCACCAGCCCAGACUACAGCUACUACAGGGAGGCCUGGAGCCUCCGAGGAUGGUGUUGCCCCACGCCACCCGCCAGGCUCCUUUGCCGCGUCUCAUCCCCCCAGAGGAGCUAAUGGGCUGGGCCAGAGGACAACGGGGCGGGACGGAGUCCAGGCUCCAACUCCUCAGAGUGGGGACACAGGCACAGAACCACACCCGUGCAACGCCCUCCACCGUCACCCUCUCCAGCAAGAGGGGGAAGCGGAGAGAGGAGAGGUCGAGGAGAGAGGGAGAGAGGAAGGAGGUCACGUUCAGACCGGAGGAGUCCAUCAUACCCCCUCAAGAGUCCAGUAAGGAGGAGCCUGCUGAUUCAGCUCCUGGUGAGGACUUAGUCUUCCCCCUGGGCACCUUUGACUCCAAGCUGACGGGUCAGGGACUGGUGGACAGAUAUUGGUCCACAACGGCUGAGCUCCAUGCCUUUGCCUCCACGCACAAAAGACCCCCAGAGAGCCAUGACGCCUGCACCAACACAGACCCCACUCCUCACUCAGCUGAAGAUGCGUUUGCCCAAACUGCUGUCGCUUCCGCCGCUUCGAGACCUGCCGCCCUCCCCCCUGAGCUGUUCCUGAAUCUGCGGUUCCCCGGAGAACCUCUCGUCCCGGCCUCAGGGAACCCUGGGGCGACUCCGGCAGGGAGGAACGCGGAUGUGCCGGGUCGCCAGUUCAUCAGCGUGAUCGAUCUGGAGGACGACGCUCUGUUGCAGGAGUUGCCGUCGUGCCCCGAACCAGUGGACCAGGACGCCGCCCCUGUUCCGCCCUCUCCCCCGACCUACGCACAGCUCCACCUGCUGGCUGCCUCCGUCACUGCAGGCACCAGUCCGGGGGUGGACCCGCGCCCAGCCCCGCCAGGCUUCUCUGUGUCGUCCCCUCCGUCAGCCCGUCCUGAGCCCAGCGGAGACCCGGAGACGCUCCGCCUGCUGCAGGACAGAAGCCCAGGCCGACCCCUGGGGACCAGGACUCCGGGGGCCCCUCGCGGGAUCCAAGUGACCGCACGUCUGUCCGAGAUGGACGUCCAGCUCGCAGCCUUACAGGACAUCGCGGAUCACAUGGAGAGAGAGUUCGCAAACACCCGACUGCUGGUGAGCACUAUUGAGACUCUGGCUCCUGACGUGUUGGUGAGAAGAACACUGCUGAACAAGACUGUCACUCUGGCCAUCUCACCGCGAGAAGGGUGGAGACCAGGUCUCUCCGAGCACCUUGGCACUGAGCUGAGAGAGGAAAAGAAGGAGCAGGAGGAGGAAGUAGGCCACGGUCCGUUAGUCAGCCAACCUCCUGGAGGUGUGAAACAGCCCCUCUCACCCCCCGCCCCUGCCAUCCGGAACACCUCUUCUCUGCACCCACUCACACCAACAGGCCAGGGGCGGUCUCCCGUUCGACCGGAAGCAGAGCAGCGUGUGACGGAGCUCGGUCAAGAUUUUACGGAAAGCAUGGACGGACAGCCGGGAAAGUGGGCAGACGAGACUCUGGGUCUCAGUGGGCUGAGUGAUGUGGCGGACAUUUUGGGGGAGUUGGUGAGGGAGGGAGGCAUCUCCCCCACGGCCCUCGGGCUGUCCCACACACAAGCUGCCCGCCUCAACAGCAGGUUGGACCAGCAGGAGACCGGCAUGGCGGGACAGCGGGGGUCGAAAGCGGAGGAGGAGAGGAGAGAACUGAGGGUUUGGAUGAGAAGGAAACAGAGGGAGCGACUGGUCGAGUACCGCAGACAGAAGGAGGAGCAGAGGCAGGGGGAGCGGAAGCCGUUCUCAGCCCCGGCUGCACUGAAACCAACUUCCAAAGACAUAAACAUCAGUAAGAAAAUCAAGGAAGAGAAGGACAAGAUGAUCCUGCUGGAACACCACAAUCAGAGGGCCCGCGAUGCCUGCAGUCUGAUCGCAGACCUUCUCACCACCCCACUGACUCUUCCCGCUAACGCCAACCGAACACUGACCCUACCCUCCACCUCCACACGACCCCUUCCUGGCCAGACUGCCGGGAGCAGCCCCAGGGGUCGUAGCCUGUCUGUAGGAGGGAAGGAGAGGACCAGUCCCAAAUCCCAGGCGGGUAGAGCCCGCUCCUCCCCAGGGGCGAUACCACGGGCCCUGAGAAUGCCUGUGUCCUCAGGGGGGCAGGAGACACUGAGUGUCAGACUGGGACUACACAGACCAGCGAGUGCUCUGCCAGGGGACCGUCUCUCUCAGGUGACCCGGAGGGGCAUGAUCACAUCCCCGAGGGGCAGGAGUGUGACUGGACCUAAGACACCCACCCGGCCAGAGCAGAGACGGGAAAUGAGCCAGUCCCCUCCUGGACGGAGAGGUGGAGGAGCGAGAGAGCAGAGGGAGACCGAGGAGAGGGAGGAGGAGGUGGUGAGCCCAUGGAACCCCCCACCGGAGAUCCGCAGGUUGCUGGGGCUCGAGGGAACAGAGUGCCGGGAUGGGGCAGAUGCCGGGGCAGAUGCCAGCGCUGGGAGAGAAGGGAUGGACUUCCCAGACACCCUGUCAGAAAGCACCGGAAGUAUUCUAAGCAAACUAGACUGGGCUGCGAUUGAAAGCAUUGUGGCUGCAGAAGGGUCCAUCUGACUGGCUGAAGGCAUCAUUACAUUUGUCAAUUUGCAGCAGCUCCUAUCAUGAUGAGCGAGGACGAGGAACACAUUAAAACCAUUUAUGUGCCUAUAUACUGGGAUAUUUACUUUGAAGCGUUUCAACUGUUCAACGUAGCAUGUAGAGUUCAGUCUGUAACAUAAUUCUGUCUCGUCAUGUCUUUGAUAGCAGCUUGUACCAGAGAAUCAGCAUCACAAUAUUGUCUUUACUCCAGCCACAUCUUUUCUGAAUGACUUUGUGUGUUAUUUUCUUUUGCUGCAUUUCUUAAAUUCCUUUUAUAUUUAUUAUUGUUCAUAUACAACCAUGUUUCCAAUACAGUUGGCAUGCUGUGUAAA
Messenger RNA from Esox lucius (northern pike), 10599 nucleotides. RefSeq names its product ciliogenesis and planar polarity effector 1 (gene cplane1). Bases 479 to 10243 code for a protein of 3254 amino acids. The record is from RefSeq and is a predicted model, not a curated record. Gene Ontology annotation, biological process: cilium assembly. The transcript has 43 exons. NCBI's taxonomy places the organism in Eukaryota, Metazoa, Chordata, Actinopteri, Esociformes, Esocidae. Gene Ontology annotation, cellular component: ciliary transition zone.